CCAUGAGACUUUUACACGUUCUUCUACUAUUCACCUUUUUGGCGGUAAUUUCUGGAAUUCUACUUGACAACGGUGGAAGAUCCCAUGGCUUUGGAUCCUCCUCUGAUAGUGAGUCCUCCGAAGAUCACGGUGGCCGACCUUCAAAGCCCGUAACAACAUCUAAGCCGAGAGAAGACUGGAUAACGUUCAAUGGACCGUUUACAACCACUCUACCUAUUCCUGGAGGAUAUUGGGAUACUGGGAAAAUCAUCCGAAUUCAUGGUGUUCCUGGAACAGGAAGAUGGACUAUUAACCUGGUCCAAGCAGGCGUGAGGCUCUUUCAUCUUUCGUCAGAACCUUCUAAGGGACUUGUUGUCAGAAACCGAUUUUUAAAUGGAGCGUGGCAAGUCGAAGAGAAAUGGGGUGGAAACCCAUUUCCAGUUAGUACUCCCUUCAAUGUGACUUUGAUCAACCAGCCAUCGCAUAUUGAGAUUCAUGUCAAUGGUGUAUUCUUCGUAAACUUCAAUCAUCGAACUCCUAAUCCAUCAAGAGAUUAUCAAGGUCUCGAUUUCCAGUUCGUUAAUAUCAGCAAAGUUGAGUUUUCACGAUAAUUUGAAUGAAGAAUUUUGUUGCA
Caenorhabditis elegans is the source of this 613-nucleotide messenger RNA. RefSeq names its product Galectin (gene F49F1.18). Bases 3 to 590 code for a protein of 195 amino acids. Gene Ontology annotation, molecular function: carbohydrate binding. NCBI's taxonomy places the organism in Eukaryota, Metazoa, Nematoda, Chromadorea, Rhabditida, Rhabditidae. The record is from RefSeq and is marked reviewed. The transcript is spliced from 2 exons.